AUGGCCGAGGCCGCGGAGCCGGAGGGGGGCGCCUCGGGUCCCCAGGGGCCGCCCGAGGGCCCAGCGCUUCUGGCAGAGAGACCGGGCGAGCCGGGGGCCGCGGGCGGGGAGGCCGAGGGGCAGCCGGCGAGCGAGGGCGCCGCGGAGGUGCCGGGGGGCGAGGGGCCGGGCGCAGCGGCUGCGGCCGCGGUGAAGGAGGAGGGAGGCGGCGGGCCGGGCGGAGGGAGCCCAGGCGAGCAAGCGCCGGGCGCGGGCAGUGGCUCGGAGACCGGGACGCGGGGAGCCAGGGGAGCGCAGGGCGAAGCCGAGGCCGACGGGGGCGUCCCGGAGGGCGCGGAGGUCCCCCGGGGAGAGGAGGAGGCGAGCGGCGCGGAGCAGGAGGGCGCGCGGGCAGAAGCCCCAGCGGAGGGUCAGGGGGAGUCCGCGGCCCCCGAAGCCCCCGAGACGCCGGUGGAGGCGGAGCGCGGGCCGGAGGCGCCGGGAGGCAGCGCGCCGGGGGCGUCCGGGGACAGUGUAGACGCCGAGGGGCCGGCGGGAGGGGCGCACGGGGCAGAGGGCGAGCCCCAGGAUGGAGAGGACCGCAGCCCCCAGCCCCAGGUCGAGGCGAUUGAAGUCGCAGCCGCGCAGAGCGGGGCGCUCAGCCCCGGGGAGCUCACGGGGGGCGCGGCCGCGGACGCCGCGGAGGAGGCGGGGAGCCCGGAGAAAGAGGGGUCCCAGGAAGCGGUCCCCGGGGACGCUGGGGCAGACGCUGGCGAGGACGGGGACCGGGGCGGGCCCCAGGAGGAGGCGGAGAAGGAAGAGGAGAUAGGAGAGCCGGGCCCGGAGGGGCCGAGCGAGGAAGCCGCAGCCGGGGACAAGGAGGAGCCCCCCGACGGCAGCCCCCGUGCGGAGGCGGCUGUGUCCAGCGGGGCCGCGGAGCCGCAGGCCGGGCUCAGCAACCACCUGGCCGAGGAGUGCAGCGCCGAGGGCGGCGACGAGUCGGCGCGAGUGAACGGCCGCGGGGAGGACGGAGAGGCGUCCGAGGAGGGGGCCCCGGGGCAGGAGCACGACAUCACCCUCUUCGUCAAGGCUGGUUAUGAUGGUGAGAGUAUUGGAAAUUGCCCAUUUUCUCAGCGUCUCUUUAUGAUUCUCUGGCUAAAGGGCGUUAUAUUUAAUGUAACAACAGUGGACCUGAAAAGGAAGCCCGCAGACCUGCAGAACCUGGCUCCCGGAACCAACCCACCUUUCAUGACUUUUGAUGGUGAAGUCAAGACGGAUGUGAAUAAGAUUGAAGAGUUCUUAGAGGAGAAAUUAGUUCCCCCGAGGUACCCUAAGCUGGGGACCCAACAUCCUGAAUCUAACUCUGCAGGAAAUGAUGUGUUUGCCAAAUUCUCAGCAUUUAUAAAAAACACCAAGAAGGAUGCCAACGAGAUUUAUGAAAAGAACCUGCUAAGGGCCCUGAAGAAGCUGGACAACUAUUUAAAUAGCCCUCUGCCUGAUGAAGUAGACAACUACAGCACCGAGGAUGUCACCGUUUCUGGAAGGAAGUUCCUGGAUGGGAAUGAGCUGACGCUGGCUGACUGUAACCUCUUACCCAAGCUCCAUAUUAUUAAGAUCGUGGCCAAGAAAUACAGAGAUUUUGAAUUUCCUUCUGAAAUGACUGGCAUCUGGAGAUACCUGAACAACGCCUAUGCUAGGGAUGAGUUCACAAACACAUGUCCAGCUGACCAGGAGAUUGAACACGCAUAUUCAGAUGUUGCAAAAAGAAUGAAGUGA
Messenger RNA from Cynocephalus volans (Philippine flying lemur), 1755 nucleotides. It is a transcript of the gene CLIC6, whose product is annotated as chloride intracellular channel 6. NCBI's taxonomy places the organism in Eukaryota, Metazoa, Chordata, Mammalia, Dermoptera, Cynocephalidae. The coding region runs from base 1 to 1755 and encodes 584 amino acids. The transcript is spliced from 6 exons. The record is from RefSeq and is a predicted model, not a curated record. Gene Ontology annotation, molecular function: D2 dopamine receptor binding; D3 dopamine receptor binding; D4 dopamine receptor binding.